CUCGGCGGAGGCGACCGUCCGCAGCAACACCACCUUCACUCUGGCCACAUUUGAAAAUUUCGUAAGAUUCUGUAAAAUUCUUAUGUGGCAGCAACUGAAGCUUGCAGCUGAAACCGAGAGUGAGAAGGGCCGCUUCUCCUCCACCUCGGGAUGGCCCCCACCAGCAUGAUGCUGCACGAGGAUGACGUCGAUCUGGUGCGGCCCCGCCCGCGCUCCCCCAGACGCAAGCCCCCAAAGGCCCGCACAAAGCCCAAGUCCAAGACCAAGGCAAAUGUCAACAUGCAGUCGGUGCGCUUUGAGGCGCUCGGCCGCAAUUCAGAUUCAGAUGAUGAGGAGAAGGGAUUGCGGGACGAGGAGGCGGGGGGCUUUACGCGUGGUGCUCCUGCGUCGACGUUUGAUGGAAUAGACCAGGCCAAAAAGGUGGUAGACCGCGCGCGCGAUCUCGACGAUCCCUGCACAAGUGCAGUGGUCCUAAUCAGUCUGGCGGUGCUCGUCAUCACGGUGGCGCUCUGGGCGUCGCUCGGGCGGGGGGAGAAGCGCGCCCCUCGCGUGAGCUUCCUGGUGGUUGGGGACUGGGGCCGCAACGGAAUGUACAACCAGUCGGAGGUGGCAAAACAGAUGGGGCGCAUUGCGGACGAGAAGGAGAUUGCUUUCGUGGUCUCGUCGGGGGACAACUUCUACGAGCUGGGGCUGAAAAACGACAGCGAUCCGAAGUUUACGCAGUCCUUCACCGACAUCUACUCCUCUCCCGGCCUCCAAAAACAGUGGUACGCAGUUUUAGGCAACCACGACUACGCGGGCAACGUCUCGGCCCAGCUGAGCCGCCAGCUGACGGAGCGCGACCCCCGCUGGUUUUGCGACCGCUCCUUCCGCGUGCGCCAGCCGCUGUGCGCGCAAUCCAAAGAUUGCAAGGACUUCGUGACCCUGUUCUUCAUCGACACGUCCCCCUUCGUGGAGAAAUACCACGACGACUCUGUGUUUGACUUCUCGGAUCUUCCCCAUUACCCCGACUGGGACCAACAAUUAAACAGCCAGGUCGAGGAGUUGCGGAGUUGGCUGGCCAGCUCGACCGACACGUGGAAGAUUGUGAUUGGGCACCACACGAUGCGAAGCUUUGGGGAGCACGGGGACACCGUCGAGCUCGUGCAGCGAAUACUGCCCGUUCUCGAGGAGUACAACGCGCCCUUGUACAUCAACGGCCACGAUCACGACUUGCAGCACAUCAAGCGGCCCGACAGCAACGUGCACUGCUUCACAAGCGGCGCCGGUUCGAGGUCCUACCGGUCACUGCACGUCGAAGAUCCGGAUUUCAAGGAAACUGCGCGGUUUGCUCACAGGGGGCAGGGUUUCCUGUCGUUGUCGGUCAGUCAAAAAGACGUCGACCUUGAGUUCUACGAUGUCUUUGGGAACGUCGUCUAUAGCUAUAACCUGCAACAUUGAUUCUUUCAGCAGCCUAGCUUUGGGGUCAUUGUUAGUUCGCUGAAAGCGACUGGGUCGUGUUUCUUGGAGGACCCCAGUCUUCAAAGGAAACGCUCAGAACCGCUCAAAAGCGUGCCCAUUAUCGAUGCAAUCUGCCAGUCUGCUGGGAUUAACCGCAGACUAUAGCUAGAGCUCAACCCUUUUUAGAAUCUGUCAAAACAGUCAAUACACAUAUAUAAAAUUGAAGUCCCUGUAAAAUAUUCACGAGGUCGAUUGGACUGGACGUGGGUACAUGGAAGUACCCUGAUCGACUGCGCCCGCAAAGGCAGUUCGACAAGCUACGUGCAGUCGUUGACAAGGGUGCCUCGCGGG
Messenger RNA from Klebsormidium nitens, 1791 nucleotides. Lineage: Eukaryota; Viridiplantae; Streptophyta; Klebsormidiophyceae; Klebsormidiales; Klebsormidiaceae. The record is from the annotation of a GenBank genome assembly.